Messenger RNA from Entrophospora sp. SA101, 1326 nucleotides. NCBI's taxonomy places the organism in Eukaryota, Fungi, Glomeromycota, Glomeromycetes, Entrophosporales, Entrophosporaceae. The record is from the annotation of a GenBank genome assembly.
AUGGACCGUCGAGAAAUGUCAAGACGAAGAACUUUAAUACAAUUGGACCAGCCAAUUUCUUCAAUCAGAGCAAAAAACAAAGCUGUAGACGAAGCAAAAAAGAAACAAGAAUCCAAAAAUACUUUACAUGAUUUACUUGGUGCAUAUAGUGAGAGUGAAGAUGAGGAGGAGGAUACUGUGCAGAUUGCCAAACAAACUAUUCCUCCGACAGUUGGAAAUACUGAUUUUACCGGAGAAACAAACGAAUCUAUAGAUUAUCCCGAAGAUAGUAUAGAAGCAGCUUUGAAAAUGUUCAUGUCUGAAAUAAAUGCACUGCCAACUUCUACCAAUUCUCCUGCGUCAUCAAUAGCAGCAGCAGAUGAUGAAGUCGGAAAUAUUUCUAAAAAAGUUUUAGAAACUAAAGAAAAUGAAACUGCUAAUUCGCAAUCAGUUGCUAGCAUAGUCACAUCCACUAUUAAAACAUCAGGCGAAUGGCAACAGUGUUGGGAUGUAGAAAGUGAACGAUACUAUUAUUACAAUACCAAUACAGGCGAAUCUCGUUGGGAAUUGGAAAGUUUUCCUGAAACUUCCACAAAAGAUAAAAAUUUGUCUUUAUCAAUUCCUCCAUCUGACUCUCCAUUACACAUCCGUUCUCAUGACGUAUACAGCAGGCUUUCAAAUUUGGCACCAAUGGCAACACAUCUAAAUCUUUUAAGACAUCAGAUUGAAUUUUCUACUAGAAUGUAUGAUUGGCAAGUUGGAGCUUUGAAUUCACUAUAUUUUGAAAAAGUAAUAUUAGAAGGUCUUGAGAGAUUAUUAGAAGGAACUGAAGAACAAAUUACACCCACAGGAUGGAAAUGCAAAUGGAAAUCUGAUGCUCAAACUUAUACAUGGACACAUCUACAAACGAAUUAUGUCUCUAUAAAGUAUCCAACAGCAGAAUUAAUUACUGGCCUUGAAUCAAUUCCUGAAACCAACCAAGAUUAUAAUUCUAGUAUACCUGCUACAUAUAUUUCUUCAUUGGAUCCAAUCACCCAACAACAAUAUUUUGUUGAGCCUCGCAAGAAAGAAAAAGAAAGUAAUGUCGCUAGUAGUAGCAAUAGCAGUGUGUCAUCAGGAUUUCGGAAUAAGAAAAUGGCUUCCCUUGUUGAGAAAUGGAAAGCAGUUGAAGAUGAUUUACUUUCUAAUGAUGAUUGGGCUGAUUAUCAAAAAGGAUCGACAAAAUCCACAAAUCCGGAAUCAUGGAUUAAAGAACAAAUCGAAUCAGGCGAAGCAUUAAAUAAUCCGAAUUUAGAACCAAUAAAAGGUGAUUGGAGACAACGAAAUAAAAAUAAAAAGUUGGAAUAA